AUGGCAUUUCAUAAUAGUUAUGAGCCUGCAACCAUUUGUCCUUCCAAUACAAAUUCAAGGUUGCUGAGUAAUCAUUUUCGUUCAGAAUUAUUUCCUACAGCCGGAUCACACAAGUUGUUGGAUGAGUUGAGUUCCUUAGAGGCUGACGUUAACGAUCUACUUCGGGGGUCUGUUACCCAUCAUUCUGAUGUUCGGCCAACAACUACGCAAGCAGCUGUGGAGUCUGCCAAGGAGACCAUCCGAGGAAUCCUUUGUCAAGGUUUUGAUGCUUUAACGAACUCUGAAAUGCAAGAAGGCUUUUUUGCUUCUUCAGAGGUUCUUUUGUCAGCCAGUGUCUUCCCAUAUGCUCAUUUGAAGACUAGGUUGACAGUCUUUAGGAAUGAGCUCCCGGAAAAUGCUACUGCCUUUCUUCAAGCACAGACAACUAUUGAUACGGCUUCGGAGUUUUCUUCUCUUCAGGAAUUCUUGGAGGUGCAAGCUGUUAAAAUUCCUGCCCUUCAAGAACGCUUAGGCGUGGCUGCCGAGAAGAUAGUGCAUCUUAGAGCAGUAUUAGACGCUGCCGUUGAGAGAAAAUAUGAUGGAUGA
Prunus armeniaca (apricot) is the source of this 585-nucleotide messenger RNA. The record is from the annotation of a GenBank genome assembly. NCBI's taxonomy places the organism in Eukaryota, Viridiplantae, Streptophyta, Magnoliopsida, Rosales, Rosaceae.